AGAGUAAUGUCAUGUGUGCGGUGGGCAGUCUCUCGGUCACAGCAUGACGUGACUGAAUGAGUUGGUGUGUGUGUGGAAUUGCCUCUUUCUUCAGAGACACCUGAUACACGAAUACUAAAAAGACAACCCGUAUUAGAUACAGACAUAGAGCAAGAAAGAGUAACAGGGCAUAUAUAUUUGUGAAAAAUGGAUAUAAAAGACCAAGGAGCACAAAUGGAGCCUUUACUCCCCACGGUACUUACCAGUGUUGGAAACAAGAAUGUGAGAAAUGAUGAGGAAGCGGUCGUUGACAGAGGUGGGACUCGUUCCAUUCUGAAGACUCACUUUGAAAAGGAGGAAUUGGAAGGCCACCGGACAUUGUAUAUCGGUGUGCAUGUACCCCUCGGAGGGAAAAAAAACCACAGGAGACACAGGCAUCGUGGACAUAAACACAGGAAGAGAGACAAGGAAAGGGAUUCAGGUGUAGAAGAUGGAAGGGAGUCUCCAAAUUAUGAUACUCCAUCUCAGCGCGUGCAGUUCAUUCUGGGAACUGAAGAUGACGAUGAAGAGCACAUUCCCCAUGACCUUUUCACUGAGCUCGAUGAGAUCUGUAUGCAUGACGGAGAAGAUGCUGAAUGGAGAGAGACAGCAAGGUGGCUGAAGUUUGAGGAGGAUGUGGAGGAUGGAGGAGAGCGGUGGAGUAAGCCUUAUGUUGCCACCCUGUCACUUCACAGUUUGUUUGAACUAAGAAGCUGCAUCCUCAACGGAACAGUUCUGCUUGACAUGAGAGCUAACUCGCUUGAAGAAAUAGCAGAUAUGAUCCUAGAUCAGCAAGAGGCCGUGGGACAACUGGAUGAGGAGGUCCGGAAGAAGGUGCGUGAAGCACUUUUAAAGCAGCAUCACCACCAGAACCACAAGAAACUCAGCAACAGGAUCCCCAUUGUCCGAUCAUUUGCAGAUAUUGGCAAAAAACAAUCUGAGCCCCAUUCCAUGGAUAAAAAUGGUGAGAUUGGUUAUUUACAUACAUUUAUUAGUAAUUGUAGUCCUGGAUUUACGAGUAUUCUUGUUAGGUUAGGUCAACAUACUUUACAACAGGUUGACCUGCACUUUAUGAAAAAGAUUCCUCCAGGGGCCGAAGCUUCGAAUAUUUUAGUUGGCGAACUUGAAUGUUUAAAUUGCCCUGUAGUUGCAUUUGUUCGCUUGUCUCCUGCAGUCCUUCUUUCAGGACUGGCUGAAGUUCCCAUUCCAACAAGGUUCUUGUUUAUUCUACUGGGGCCACUUGGAAAAGGUCAGCAAUACCAUGAGAUUGGCAGGUCGAUUGCAACUCUAAUGACUGAUGAGGUUUUCCAUGAUGUUGCAUACAAAGCCAAAGAUCGCAAUGAUUUGGGUGCUGGAAUAGAUGAAUUUCUUGAUCAAGUGACGGUGCUUCCACCAGGGGAGUGGGACCCAACAAUCAGAAUAGAGCCACCAAAAAAUGUACCCUCUCAGGAGAAACGUAAGAUUCCUGCAGUCCCAAAUGGCACAGCAGCACUGGGCGAUGAACCGGAGGUCGGAGGUCAUGGAGGGCCUGAGCUGGAGCGAACUGGAAUGAUAUUUGGCGGGCUCUAUUUCGAUAUCAAAAGAAAAGCGCCACAUUACUUGUCUGACUACACGGAUGCCUUCAGUCUGCAGUGCUUGGCUUCAUUCCUCUUUCUGUACUGUGCUUGUAUGUCACCUGUAAUCACGUUUGGAGGGCUACUGGGAGAAGCAACUGAAGGUCGCAUAAGUGCUAUUGAAUCAUUAUUUGGAGCCUCAAUGACUGGAAUAGCCUAUUCUUUGUUUGCCGGGCAGCCCCUCACAAUAUUAGGCAGUACUGGGCCGGUCCUAGUGUUUGAAAAGAUAUUGUUCAAAUUCUGCAAAGAAUAUGGCUUGUCCUACCUCUCACUGAGAACCUGUAUAGGACUCUGGACGGCAUUUCUUUGCAUUCUCCUCGUUGCCACAGAUGCAAGCUCCCUGGUGUGCUACAUAACCCGUUUCACCGAAGAAGCUUUUGCUUCCCUUAUCUGUAUUAUUUUCAUUUAUGAGGCCCUAGAGAAGUUGAUUCACCUUGGUGAAACAUAUCCGUUCAACAUGAACAAUAAAUUGGAGAUGCUUACUCAAUAUUCAUGUGUAUGUACUGAGCCAACAAACCCCAGCAAUAACACCCUGGAGUACUGGGACACGCAGAACAUCACUGUGUCAGAUGUGACUUGGGGGUCUCUAGAUGUGCAUGCAUGCAUAGAGAAACAUGGAGAGUUUCUGGGAAAUGCUUGUGGGCCCCAUGGUCCUUACGUCCCAGACGUUCUCUUCUGGUGUGUUGUCCUCUUUUUCUCGACGGUCAUAAUGUCUGCCUUUCUAAAGGAUUUCAAGACCAGCCGCUAUUUCCCCACUAAGGUGAGGUCAAUUAUCAGUGACUUUGCUGUAUUUAUCACCAUCUUGACUAUGGUUUUAGUUGACUAUGGCCUAGGGAUACCAUCACCGAAACUUCAGGUUCCCAACGAAUUCAAGCCUACCAGAGAUGACCGAGGCUGGUUGAUUAACCCCCUGGGUGGUAAUCCAUGGUGGACUGCACUGGUGUCUGUGAUUCCUGCUUUGCUGUGCACUAUUUUAAUCUUUAUGGACCAGCAGAUUACAGCAGUCAUCAUAAACAGAAAGGAACACAAACUAAAGAAAGGCUGUGGGUACCACCUCGAUUUGCUGAUAGUGGGAGUCAUGCUGGGAGUGUGCUCCAUUAUGGGAUUGCCUUGGUUUGUGGCAGCCACUGUUCUCUCCAUAUCCCAUGUGAACAGCCUUAAAUUGGAAUCCGAAUGUUCAGCCCCAGGGGAACAACCCAAAUUCCUGGGAAUUCGGGAACAGAGAUUCACUGGGUUGAUGAUCUUUGUGCUUAUGGGCUCAUCUGUGUUCAUGACCUCAGUGCUGAAGUUUAUUCCAAUGCCUGUGCUGUAUGGAGUGUUCCUUUACAUGGGAGCAUCAUCAUUAAGAGGCAUUCAGUUCUUUGAUCGUUUAAAACUCUUUGGGAUGCCAGCCAAGCACCAGCCGGAUUUCAUCUACUUGCGACAUGUUCCUUUAAGGAAAGUCCAUCUCUUCACUAUAAUCCAGCUCAGCUGUCUGGUCCUGCUUUGGGUAAUAAAGACAUCAAGGGCUGCAAUCGUCUUUCCUAUGAUGGUGUUAGCACUGGUGUUUAUUCGAAAACUGAUGGACUGUUUUUUCACAAAGCGAGAGCUCAGCUGGCUGGAUGACUUAAUGCCAGAGAGUAAAAAAAAGAAAUUAGAUGAUGCAGAACGGGAGGAAGAACAAAGUAUGCUGGCAAUGGAAGACGAGGGAAUAAUCCACUUGCCACUGGAAGGAAAUUACAAGGAAGAUCCUGCAAUGGUUAACAUUUCCGAUGAAAUGGACAAAACGUCUGUCUGGAAGACUCUCACCAUGAAAACUGAAAACACAAAAAACAAAGACGUGCCCUCUAAAAGCUUUCACUCUAGUAGUGAAGGAAGACUGGAGAAGAAAGCGGAGACAGGGAAAGGCAUUGACAGGGAGACAUGUCUAUAACCUGCUCCUCAGUUACAUUGCUGUUUUCACAUGAAAGACAACAGUGUGCCAGUUAUAUAGUGGGGUAGACUUUACAGUAUGUAUAUUUUGUCACGUAAGUCUGUAGGUAAUUGUGUAAAGUUAUAUUAUUUGAGUAUAUCAAAAAAUGUACCUGUAUGUUUGUUUUAGAAAACAUACAGUCACCGCUAAAAUAAAUGCAAUUUUUUUUGUUCUCUGUUAUUAUCUUCUCAAAUUAUACCAGCAAUUUAAAAGGAACAUAUCUGCUGAUAAAAGAAAAGAUGUUUUCUGAUAAUCAUUUGGAAUUGUUAAUUCUACUAGAGUUAACUGUUGCUUAAAAACAGUGUAAUUUGAUUUAUGUUACUUUUAAACUAAGUUGGAUGUAUUUUGUAUGUUUUAUAUUUACAUUUUCCUAAAGACCAUGCAAUACUGACCAUUCUCAUGUAUCGUAAAUCAAGUUCGAUUUUCAAUUAUAUAGAUGACAUAUUUUAUAAUUUAACAAGAAAAUAGACAGAGAAUACACAAAAUUAAAGUUGCAGUCCCAUAAAUGAAAUGUGCUAUCAAAUACCUUAAAAAGUGUUGCCCACUUGUGAUAUUAACCAUCCCAAUAUACUGCACACAGGUUUUGUAGUAUUGUCGGGUUUUUUAAACCAAAAGGUGCACAGAACUUCUAUUGACAUUUACUAAUAUGUGAGACUCAAUUAAAAUUAAAAAAUACUACACACCAUCUCACAUGCUUGACUGUAAUGUCUUUCUUGUUCCAACUUUAGUAGUUUAGCUCAGCUUCACGUUUAACAGCUUAUAUCACUGAACACACCACGCUUCAUAGUGUCAUAAGCGGUAUAUUGCUCUGUGGUUGUACAUUU
Messenger RNA from Polyodon spathula (Mississippi paddlefish), 4406 nucleotides. Its product is annotated as sodium-driven chloride bicarbonate exchanger-like. Lineage: Eukaryota; Metazoa; Chordata; Actinopteri; Acipenseriformes; Polyodontidae. Gene Ontology annotation, cellular component: plasma membrane; basolateral plasma membrane. The record is from RefSeq and is a predicted model, not a curated record. Gene Ontology annotation, molecular function: monoatomic anion transmembrane transporter activity; solute:inorganic anion antiporter activity; sodium:bicarbonate symporter activity. Bases 187 to 3543 code for a protein of 1118 amino acids. Gene Ontology annotation, biological process: bicarbonate transport; regulation of intracellular pH; monoatomic anion transport. The transcript is spliced from 25 exons.